UGAAGUCAUCGUAUAAGUAUUUAUUUUCAUAACAUCUAGAACAUAGUAGAAACUUCAUUGUACUGAAUAAAAAUAGUAUAAAUAACAGGUUCAACUCCCCUUAACUCUGUCAUCUUAUCUUUGGCAUUGUUUUGUCAGUGAGCAAUAGAAAAGAUGUUAUUUGGAUCUAUUAUCUCUCUUCUAGUUCUAGUUUGUGGAAUCAGUUGUAAUGGCGCUGGUCCACCAGGAAGCGCUCCACAUCUACAGCCACAUGGAGGUGCUCCCGGAAGUAUCGGGACCCCUGGAGCUCAACUGAUUUUCCCGCCCAAUCCAGAUUUUGGUCAACUCGUGCAAGUUGAUAACAUAGAAGAGGCAAACUCAAAGCAUAUAUUUUCCGACCCCAGAGGACCCUUGGGUUUAGUCAAUGAGCAUGGAGAGUAUAUUCCCCUUCAGGGAGGAUCAGCUGAAAUAAGAUCGAAGCAAACCCAAUUGCCACGUGAUCGUGAUCACGUAGAAGAAACUGAUUGGCAUAAAGUUGAAGUAGAGACUGGUGAAGAUCAAACUAAAGCCCCAGACAACUCUCAAAACCGAGCUGGCAUUCUAUAUAAUAUGUUUAAGGGGAGACACCAGCCGGGACCAAAUGCGCAUCAUCCACGUCCACAGGGUGAAGAACAUCAAUCUGAACCACAAGGACCACCAAGAGUUUAACAGACCUAUACUAUAUCUUAACUUUAUGGCAAACAGCUUAGUAUUAUGUCCAUUAUAAGCUAUUCCAGAUAUUAAACAAAAGAAACCCUAAUGGUACAUUUCCAUUCUUCAUUUUACAUUGUUUGCCUUGAAAUGAUAUACUAAGUAGUUUGUUUUUGAUAUAUAUUUCUAAUACACCUCAUUCAAUAUAAACUGGUUGAUUUUUAGCUAAUCUAUGCUUAUUUGUUUUUAUAGAAACUUUUUCUUGUUGGUUUUUAAAUUGCAUUUGGUGACAAUUAUACCACAAUGUUUUCUAUAAAUAAUACUUUUUUUAUAUUUCUAUUUUGACUUUAAAAGCGUUAAGAUUUUUUUAAAGUUUAUAUAACGGUUAAAGUAUCCGAAAAAUCUGUAAUACUAAUAUUAACAUGCAUUGUAUAUAUCCCAGUUGUAUUUCGUGGUUGUUGUCGCAUUCAUAUGGACGACCAACAUCACAUUUUUUUUUAUAUUUGAGGCUCAAAUACUAGAAUAUACACAUUUCAUUAAUAAAACAACGUUAUAUUUUACAAUGAGCCAAACCUUCGACAUUUGAGAGCUUAUCUGUUUUACGUUGCAACAAGUAAGAAAGAGCACUUUCGUGCACUCUCAUUUUCAGAUAUGUUUUUUAAACUGUGUCAUAAUCAUUACUAACUUUAAUACUGUUUAAUGUGUCAAAUACAUGCAGGGAAGAAACAGAGUCAUAAUCCAUGAAGUGUUAAUUUGUCUUUUUGACUUUUUUUACAAUAAAGUUGUUAGCCUCAAAAUUG
Mytilus trossulus (common blue mussel) is the source of this 1469-nucleotide messenger RNA. RefSeq lists its product as uncharacterized. Lineage: Eukaryota; Metazoa; Mollusca; Bivalvia; Mytilida; Mytilidae. The record is from RefSeq and is a predicted model, not a curated record. The coding region runs from base 154 to 687 and encodes 177 amino acids. The transcript is spliced from 11 exons.